AUGGUAUGGUACCAGCACAGGGCGCUAGUGGUGGAGGUUCCAACUGUCUUCUCGUUUCGCAAGGCUGCAGCGCGGGUGCUUGCUAUUCUGGGCGAGAACCGGCUGGUGCGGGAAGCGCUGUGUGCAAGGCCGGUGGGCCAGAGGGGCGUGCGCAUACUAGUGAUGGACGGGGGCGGCAUGCGCGGCAUGGCCAUGGUGCAGAUGCUGCGGCAGAUAGAGGGGCGCACAGGCAGGCGCGUGCACGAGCUGUUUGACCUCGUGUGUGGCACGUCCACUGGCGGCAUGCUGGCGGCCGAGCUGGGGAUCAAGCGCCUCACUCUCGACCAGUGCGACGAUGUGUACAGGCGACUCGGCAAGCUGGUGUUUUCCAACGUGGAGGCGAUGGAGUCGGCGUCAUGGAGAGACAAGCUGGACCAGCUGUACAAGAGCUCUUCCCAGAACUACCGCGUGGUGGUGCAUGGCAGCAAGCACAAUGCAGAGCAGUUUGAGCAGCUGCUACAGGAGAUGUGCACAGAUGACGAUGGCGAUCUGCUGAUAGACUCGGCAGUCAAGGGCGGGCCGAAGGUCUUUGUCGUCUCCACGCUCGUUAGUGUCACACCCGCCACACCCUUCGUCUUCCGCAACUACCAGUACCCUCCCGGAACCAGAGAAACCCCUCACCCCCCGGCCGACGGAUCUCCCAUGCCCACGCCGCCCCCCCGCAUGCGCACGUCUGGCCUAUCCGCGCUGCUAGGCACGUGCAAGAUGCAGCUCUGGCAGGCCAUCCGAGCCUCCUCCGCAGCUCCGUACUACUUCGACGAUUUCGCAGUGGGUCCCCACCGCUGGCAAGACGGGGCUAUUUUCGCAAAUAACCCCACGAUUGUGGCCGUUAGAGAGGCCCGGCUGCUCUGGCCGGACCUGCCGUUGGACUGCGUGGUCAGCCUCGGGUGCGGCUCGGCGCCGCCGAAGCUGCGCGGGCGGCCCGGGUGGAGGGUGGCGGAUACGGGGCAGGUGCUGGCCGAGGCUGCCACGUCAGUGGAGCAAGCGGAUUUUGCGUUUCAGUCGGUCAUGCCCAUGCUGCCUGAUGUGAAAUACUACCGCUUCAACCCAGUGGACGAGCGGUGUGGCAUGGAUCUGGAUGAGACUCACCCAGCAGAGUGGGAGAAACUGGAAACCGCCACAGAGGAGUACGUUACAGCAGUCAACCGCUCUAAACCCCUUAUCACACCCCCUUCAACCCCCUCAUACACCAGUGGACGAGCGUCAACCGCGACAUGGCAGAGCUCUGCAAGUACCUGCGCCUCUGCUCCCUCCCCUCCCCGUUCCCUCUUUUCCCAAGCAGUGGACGAGCGGUGUGGCAUGGACCUGGACGAGACAGAUCCAGCGGAGUGGGAGAAGCUCGAGACCGCGACUGAUGAAUAUCUGACCGCAGUCAACUGCGACAUGGCAGAGCUCUGCAAGUACCUGCGCCUCUGCUCCCUCCCUUUCUCCGGCACUCUGACUUCUUCCCUCCACCCUUUUCCCCUCCUUUUCCCCUUUCCGUUCCCCGUUUCUCUCUUUCCUUUUGUUCCUCGCCGUUUCCCGUCCCUCCAUACACCAGUGGACGAGCGGUGUGGCAUGGACCUGGACGAAACUGACCCAGCAGAAUGGGAGAAGCUCGAGACCGCGACUGAUGAGUAUUUGACCGCAGUCAACCGUGACAUGGCAGAGCUCUGCAAGUACCUGUGCGUCUGCUCCCUCCCCUUCCCCACCACUGACUUUUUCCCUCCACCCUUCUUCCGUUUUCCCCUCCUCCUCGAGCAGUGGACGAGCGUGGACGAGCGGUGUGGCAUGGACCUUGAUGAGACCGACCCAGCAGAAUGGGAGAAGCUCGAGACCGCCACAGACGAGUAUUUGAACGCAGUCAACCGUGACAUGGCAGAGCUCUGCAAGUACCUGCGCCUCUGCGUGGCCCAGGAGGAGGCCGACAAGGCCGCAUCAGCAGCACUGUCAGGCGGAGUAGGUGGGGCAGCAGCAGCAGCAGCAGCAGGCGCAGCAGGGGGGUAUAGGAGUCGUCCCGGCAGCCGUCCCAGCAGCACGCCUGGCACCCCUAGAGGUUACUCAAGCCCCGGAGGAGCAGCAGCAGCUGGGAAAUCUGGGGCUGCUUACCCCCCCAUUGUGCUCCCAGCGUCACCUAGGUCUCCCAAGUCGUCUGCCCCCGCGUCGCCCCUGGCCAAGGUGAUUGGAACCCCGGGGGAGCAGAGGAGGGGAGGCAGUGGCAGCUCGCUGCACGCGAUCAAUCCGUACCGUCGGCACGUGCUGCUCGUCGACUCCAUCCGGCCGUCCGUUGCCCGCCGGCCCUGGCAGCACUCUGCCCGGCUCUGCUGCUCUGCCAUCGGCGGCGGCGGGUAUGGUGAUGGCGGCUAUUAUAACAACAGAAACAGCACGUCCCCGUUCAGUUCCCGACCCUCCAGUGUGCCUGGCAGCCCCCGAACCGCAGGGUCAGCUUCGGCCAUGGCUGCUGCUGCAGCUGCAGCGGCUGGGGCGUCUGCUAGCGGCGGUGCCAGUCCCCAUUUUGGGCCUGCUACAGGAGUGAUAGCACCGGCAGCAGCAGGGGUGGCUUCAGCAGGUACUGCUGGUGUUGCUGGGAUGAGGCGGUCCGGUAGCAGCACAGCCAUAGCAGCAGGUCUGGGAUUAGGUUCGGGUGGUGCGGUUGGAGGUUCGGCUGGAACAGUGGGAAGUGGAGGAGGGCGAAGGGGAGUGGAUGGAAGGGGAGGCGGGGCUAGUGGCUCCCUGGUGUUCCGAGUUCCUUCCAACCUCGAUCUUAACAAGCCGACAGGAGAAACCGCACGCCCUGCUACUGCCAGCAGUGCUAUUGCUGCUGCCGCUGCUGCUUCUGCUGCUGCUGCUACCUGUGCUGGGGGUGCGUCUACUCUGAGGCCGGUGUGGACGGAGGGCGGGUCGAGGAGGGCAGUGGCGCUGUCUCUGUCCCCCCCGGCAGCAGCACUCAUGCAGCGCCUGCAGCAGGCUGCUGGCGUGGGACUCGUGCACCUGGCACUGCCCUGCGACCAGGCAGGGUUCAUCCUCACCUGGUCAUCUGAGGUCAUGUCAGUAGCAGAACCCAGCGACUCCGCCUCUCGCCUGCUCGCCCGGGCCAUUGGCAGCAUCGGCUGCUUUGUGGUGGAUGGGGUGCUUCAUCGCUUCAUGGGCUGCCACACUCAGAUCCUGCCGGGCGGCAUGGAGGUGAGCACGUACCUCUUCAGCUGCACUGCUCCCGCCGUCCACCUCACAGAAGCCGACAUUCGCUGGAUGGCAUCCUCGUGGAGGGAUCGUAUCAUAGUGUGCACGGGCCAACAGGGCCCCCCCACCGCACUCAUAGACGCCUUUCUGGACACUGGAGCCAAGGCGGUCAUUGCUCCUCCCCCUGCUGGCUCCUCUUCGUUAUCCGGUCAAUUUGCACUGAAUGCCGCCGCUGCGGCAGCGGCAAGUGGCAUGUCUCCUCGCGUCGACACAGCUUAUCAAGGAGCGAGUUCGGAUUUGGCGACGGCAGCAGCGGGUGGGGAUUUGGGUAGGAUGGGGAAGAGGGAGGCCUGGUUGGAUGACGUGGAGGCUUGGAUUGGUCGGGAGGAUCGGGUAUUUGGUUUGGCAGUGGAGAAGGAGCAGGCAAACGCUAAGAACGGUAUCGAGUAUGCUAUGGCGUGCCAAUGCCUGCCUGCCGUGCUUGCUGCGCUGGCGCGCGGCGAUUCUGGAAUGUGGGGAAACUGCAGCGGAAGCGUCGUCAACUUUGCCUCUACACCUCACACCGCUGUUCUCAACCGCACAGAAACGCAACGAUUCAGAAAGUGGGUCGUGGAGAACAAGAUCAAGGCCGUCGGUUCUCUAUGGGCAUCAGCGGAGUGCUCGCUCAAUCGUUGCUACGCCAUGGGUUCCUCCGAUAAUUCGUCGACGACGAAUGCGCCAACGACCCCUUCCCUCCCGGCGGACUUCUCGACAACGCCGCACGUUGUCGACUUGAGCGCGGUGCCGAUUUUCAACGGGGGGCGUUUCUCCUCGUGGCGUUUCAAGCUCAAGGUGUAUAUGAUGGAGCGCGACUUGUGGGGCUUCUUCGAUGGGUCGGCAUCGAAGCCCACGUCGGACGCUUCAACCGCGGAGAAGGAAGCGUGGGUGCGUAAGGACAAAAAGGCGUUUGCCUUUCUUGUCUCCAAGCUAAGCCUCCAACUCGUCCCGAUCGUGAGUCCGUGCAUCGACCGUGACGGCGCGACUCGUGAAGCGUGGAAGCGACUCGAAGGAGAGCACGUCUCCAAGUCGCUUCAUAGCAAGCUUCAAGCGCGCCUCGACUUCUUCACGGUGCGGAUGAGGGACGGCGAGUCAAUGCGCGCGUACGUCAACCGCGUGGAGGAGCUUGGCGAGCGUUUGGUGGAACUCGACGCGAGCGUGGAGGACAACGAUUGGAUCAUGACGCUCCUCGCGGGCCUCGGCGAAGCAUGGUCAACGGUGAUUACGAUGUUGGAUGGGACGCAAGACACGUGGAAGAAGGAGCAAGUGGUGGCACGCCUCAUCAACGAAGAGGCGAGGCGCACGAAAUUGCAUGGCGAUGCAAUUGGCGCGGCACACUUCUCCCGUGAUGCGAAGGCGAAAGGGACGGGUCACUUCAAGCGGCGCAACGACGGCAACAACCGCGGGAGCUCGAGCGGGAGCGCGGCGGCCUCAAGCUCAUCACGCGGAGGAUCGGCCAACGCCAAUCGAGCUCGGACGCGCGACGGAGCUUGUCGUUUUUGCAAGAAGACCGGACAUUGGUGGCGCGAAUGUCCCGUCAAGCCGGCAAAUUGGAAGCCGUCAAGCGACGACAACCGGCGCGCGCAUGUGGCGACAUGCGACAACAACGACCGGGAGUUCGUCUUCGUCGCAAGUGGAACGACCGUCGGUGGUGUUGACGCGUGGCUACUCGACACGGGUGCUACUCAACACAUGACGGCGUGUGCGACGCUUCUCAACAACGUGACAACGGAGGCUCCCGUUAAGCGCGUGAUGUUCGGCAACCGUGACACGUUGGACGUCACGGGACAAGGCGACUUGCGGCUCAUGGUGGACGGCGGUCCACUCACCAUCAAGAACGUCUUGGUGGUUCCCGGGCUCGGCGCCAACCUCCUCUCCGUUUCUCAACUCACACGCAAGGGGAUGCGUGUGAAUAUCGAAGGGACCAUGAUGGCGUUGAGCGCGGCGGAUGGCGUACACAUCGGCACGGCACGCCAAACGGGAGGACUCUUCAUGCUCGACGCUCUUCCUAGUGUGGCAACGGCUCAAGCGGCUACCUCAACAACCACUCUCAAAACGUGGCAUCAUCGGUUUGGCCACCUCCGCUACGACGCUAUUCAAGCUAUGGCAACGAAGGGGAUUGUCCACAGCUUGGAUUUUGUGCGCUCGGGUGGAGACGAUGAGAAAUGUGUCGAGGCGGUUACGUUGGCAACUUGGAUUCGCAACCGGUGCGUGACCAAGGCGUUGCCCAACAAGACUCCUCUUCAGGCUUGGAGCGGUACGAAGCCGGACGUCACCGACCUUCGCACGUUUGGGUGUACGUGCUACUACCAUGUCCCGGAUGCUACACGGACCAAGCUUGAGGCGAAGGCGCGGGUGGCGAUGUACUUGGGUCCAAGCGCGGAUCACAAGGGGUGGCGCGUGUGGGACUUGGAGCACGGGAAACUCGUGGUGUCGCGCGACGUGGUGUUCUACGAAGACACCUUCCCCUCCAAGUCUACGAACGUGCCCUCGGUCAUCAUCGUCCCUCCACCCUUGGAUGCCGCGGAUGAGGCGGAUGAAGCUCCUACGGCUCCUCCUCCUAGUGCGAGUGAGGGGGAGAAUGGAUCGGGUGCGGUUGGAGUGAGUGAGGAUGAAGGAAAUGCCAAGGAACGUGACCCUUCGUCUCCUCCUCCUCGUAUCACUCCCACCCUCGCAUCCACUCGCACUCGAAGGAACCCUCAUCCCAACUCCAAGCUCGUAGACUACUCUCUCGUGGCGGGGAACGAUGAGGGAGGGGGAGACGCUAUGUGUCUUGAGGCGUACACCGACACCCCGUCCACCUACCACGGCGCCAUGAGCUCGGCGGAAGCGGCGGAAUGGGAACGUGCGCUUCAAGAGGAUGUGGUGGAUCGCUUCGGCAUGAUCGAGAGCAAGCCUACACCGACACCCAUGGAAGCGGGGUUUCAUCCAUUGGUCGUGAGCGACAAGAACCCGAUGGAUCCCGAGAGCGCCAAGACCUUCCACUCGGUUGUUGGGUCUUGCAUGUAUGCCGCGGUGACCACGCGACCCGACCUCUCCUUUCCCGUUGGAGUGCUAAGGCGUGUCGUCUCCAAACCCAUGGUCGAGCAUGUGCGAGCGUCACGACGCCUCCUUCGCUACAUCAAGGGGACCACUCGUAUGGGGUUGCACUACGAGAAGGGACCCGUGGUGCUUCAAGGCUACACGGAUGCGGAUUGGGCGGGAGAUCCUUCAACCCGCCAAAGCACCUCGGGCUAUAUCUUCACCUUGUGGGAGGUGCAAUAA
Messenger RNA from Closterium sp. Yama58-4, 6498 nucleotides. The record is from the annotation of a GenBank genome assembly. NCBI's taxonomy places the organism in Eukaryota, Viridiplantae, Streptophyta, Zygnematophyceae, Desmidiales, Closteriaceae.